AGAGUGAAUUCGGGCUGUUUAAACGUAAUUUCUUUUUCUGAACCUCUCUAUUGUUGUCUUCCUCCCCUCUUUCAUGAGUCGCCCAGUGCUAGUAGCAUCAUUCUUUCCCGGAAAAGGUGGGAAAGAAGCUUCCCACGUUCCCGGCGGCUACUGUACAACCAGUGUUUUCCAGAUUUUGUGGGAUUCUGGGGCUGUGAAAGAGAUUGAUGUUGCCCGCUUCCAAUGGAGUUGCUUUACACCAUCUAAAAUCUCUGUUUUCCCCGAUCUCCGGCAGUGUAAUCACAUCCUGCCGCCAAUCAUGACCUUGGUUAGUCUCAAGGGUGAGCGGAUUAACAGUCACUGAGAAGGAUCAAAGAAGCUACAAUGGAUUCCAUUCACAUGAUCUGGACAAACUCUUUACUGGUUCAAUGUAAGAGGUCUAUUACUUAUUAAAGCUGAUUAUCUAUUGAUCACUUAUAAGAGCUGGACCAAUAAAAGCUCUCACUUACGGUUCAUUUGAACAAUCACUUUGUUUUAUUUUUGUUAAUAAUUGAUUUUGUACAUUGGAGGAGGUGUGUGAGUUCACCAGCCUCGAAUCCCAAUUGUUUUAGUUUCCGUUAUCGUUUGAGUUGUAAACAUGAAAUAUAUCUUCCAUCUUCUACAUUAAAGAUAACAAUGCUCUCUUUUGCAUGA
Lotus japonicus is the source of this 672-nucleotide messenger RNA. RefSeq lists its product as uncharacterized. The coding region runs from base 74 to 343 and encodes 89 amino acids. The record is from RefSeq and is a predicted model, not a curated record. The transcript has 2 exons. Lineage: Eukaryota; Viridiplantae; Streptophyta; Magnoliopsida; Fabales; Fabaceae.